This is a messenger RNA of Dichomitus squalens LYAD-421 SS1, 1731 nucleotides long. RefSeq names its product WD40 repeat-like protein. Gene Ontology annotation, biological process: establishment of mitotic spindle orientation; nuclear migration; microtubule organizing center organization. The transcript has 4 exons. Gene Ontology annotation, molecular function: microtubule plus-end binding; dynein complex binding. NCBI's taxonomy places the organism in Eukaryota, Fungi, Basidiomycota, Agaricomycetes, Polyporales, Polyporaceae. Gene Ontology annotation, cellular component: cytoplasmic microtubule; microtubule associated complex; kinetochore. The coding region runs from base 1 to 1731 and encodes 576 amino acids. The record is from RefSeq and is a predicted model, not a curated record.
AUGUCUUCUACGAACGACCUUACGAACUCUCCGCGUCUCUCGCAAUCGCAACCAUCUACCGCGCAGUUCCCAGCCCUUCCAUGGGAGGUCAUCGAGAGGGUCAUCGAGCUCUGCUCCAGCGACAAGGCCACGCUGUGCGCUUUCGCUCUUACCUGCAGCCAGCUCCAUCCUCGUAGCCUCUAUGUUCUCUUCUCCAAUGUCGAGAUACAGAGCGCGAAACAGCUCAAGACGUUCUACGAUGCUGUUCAAGCUCAGCCGCGCCUUCAGCCUCUCGUGCGAUCUCUGUCAUUUCCAUGCGAGGAUUUCUCUCCAUUCCCACUGCUGUCCAUCCUCCCCGGUCUCCGUCAUCUCACAUUCGAUAGGAUGUCGUCGGCGAUUGGGGACACUAUCCAACAUUCCCAGUCCACUCUACUUGGCAGGCAGUUCCAAACGCAAGCCACCCUCCUUCGCUUCCUGUCAGCCUUCCCGAACGUCGAAAUCCUCACCUGCGAGGAGCUGUCAAUAGAUCCGCAUGCUCCUCUCAGAGAAGCCCUGGAGAAGGUCCUGCUCCGCUAUCCUGCUCGCCGCGUACUAUUGGCUGUUUCCGGUGGGACAAUCCUGAAUGCGCGGAAGACGAUCUCCUGGUCAGACGAGUUCAACAAGUGCUUCCGUCCUCUAGGCGAGCAAUGGGCGCUGGCUGAUGAUGUCAGAUACUCUGGUAAACCCGGGCAUGACUCCCAUGUCACCGCACUUGUCGUCGCCUCAGAUGGGCGCUGGGUAGCGACGGCCUCCACGGAUUCCACCAUCAUCCUCUGGGAUGCCCGAGACGUAUGCAUCUCGCAAGAGUGGUUUGCCCGUGACGGAGAGGUGUGGGACCUCGCGUUCUCUCCAGACAGCCGACACCUCGCGUCUGCAGGUGAAGACGGUGCGGUCGCCAUCUGGGACAUCAGCGGCAGCGCACACCAGGUCGCCUCUCUCGAGGGCCAUCCUGCUGCCGUCACAAGCUGCGCGUGGUCCAGCGACGGUGCUUGGAUCGCAUCCCGAGACCGCAGCAGAACUAUACGGCUCUGGGACGGACGGACGUUCCAACCGCAACCCCUCGGCAGUGCGAACGAGAGAGCGUUCAUCGAGCCCCUGUUCUCUCCUGACAGCCGCUGGCUUUUCGUGCACCAUGUGGGCAAAUGUGGAGUUUGGGACGUAUUGUCUGGCGCAUACCUCGAGCUCGAGAUGUCGCCAACUACCGGUAGCGACAGGUAUCCCGUCAGCGCCGCAUUCAGUCGCCCGAGUGCGCGUGUUGCCGUCGGCUAUGGUGGUGGGACCAUUCGGGUUUUGGACACGGGGACCAGACAGGAGCUCAUGCUCUUGAAGGCGCACGAAGAUCUGGUCCGCGACGUGGCUUUCUCCCCGGAUGGCCAGCUGCUGCUCUCGGCGUCGGAUGACGAGACGAUGAAGGUGUGGGAUGCACACACGGGUGCUGUGGUCCAGUCGCUUAUGGGGCACGAGGACCCGGUGCGCAGCGUAUGCUUCUCCCCAAGCGGGAAGUAUGUCGUCUCUACCUUCGACGAAGGCGCGAUGCCAAGGGUUUGGAGGACGAGCGACGGAUCGUGUUUCGCAACUCUCUCCGACCACGGCUGCUGGGUUUCCCACGUUGCGUUUAGUCCGGACGGGACAAUGUUGUGGUCUGGCGCGGUAAAUGGGACUGUCUUGGGUCGUCGGCUGCAGGACAUCGUUCCGGACGAAUUCGAAUCGUAG